UUCAGCAACAGAAGCUGAUGGACAGUGUUCUGAUAAGAUGUGAUUUCGUCCGAUCUCAUUAUCACGAUGUCCAAACUAGAAGGGGUCAAGAAAGAGAUAACCCAAUACGACUACGUCCGACUGUCCCUGUGCGACCUGAACGGCACGUAUCGUGGCCAGCUGGUGGCCGGACGCCACGCGGCUAGUUACUUGGACAACGGUCUAGGGAUGUUUGAAGGGUUCCUGUUAGCUGGUCCAAGAACAGAACAAGUUUUAAUGGAUGACCCCAGGAACAACAACGCUGGCAACAUGUUGUGUUUUCCCGACGUUGAAACGCUGAGGCCGGUCCCAUGGGUUGCCGAUGGGGUCAAGGUCGCUGAAAUGUUGUGCGAACCUCGAUGGAAGAAAGGCGGUGUUCCGCAGGAAGCGUGUCCGCGAUACGUUGCUAGGAAACAGCUGAACAGGUUGGACGAACUUGGAUGCAAAUUGUAUUCUGGUUAUGAAAUUGAAUUUAGAAUGGUGAAUAAGGAAACACUGGAACCAGUAUUUGAUGGCGAAGAAGCUUACUGCCAAAGGACACUGAACAAGUACGCCAACAUUUUACUUCAUUUUGACAAAAACUUCAGAAGAUCCAACAUCGAUGUAGAACGUUACCACCCGGAGUUUGGUCCUGGGAUGUUUGAAGCAGUGACCAGACCCAAAUAUGGCAUAGAGUGCCCGGAUAUGGCGUUAAACCUGAAACAAGGUCUCAUGGAAAUGUCAGAUUCGAAAAAUGUUACUGUCACGUUCAUGUCAAAGCCGGACAAUGAGAAAACACCCACUGGAAUUGGAGCUCAUUUUAAUUUUUCUCUCUGGAACAAAUCUGGAGACAGCCUUUUCUAUGAUGCUGUCGCUCCUGAUAAUCUAUCUCUUAUUGCCAAACAGUGGAUUGCUGGCAUUAUGAAGCACAGUAGAGCCCUGUGCGCUUUUACCAGUCCCACCGUUAACUGCUACAGGCGACUUCAUCAGCCGUACUUCCCGUCAACAGUAACCUGGGGUAUAGAAGAUCGUGGAGCAUGUUUCCGAAUCAAGAACGACGGUCCGUCGAGUACAUACAUCGAGAACAGACUGCCUAGCGGAAAAAGCAACCCUUACCUCAUCGUGGCGUCAACCAUUGCCGCUGGACUCGACGGUGUGAUGAACGAACUGGAGUGUCCACCCCCGGGGCAGAGGGAGAACGCCGAGACCCUCCCCAACUCUCUGUCUGAAGCUCUGGUGGAAUUGGAACAGGACGAGGCAUUGGUGGAUGCCCUGGGCAGCGAGCUGGUCACGUGGUUCGUGAAAUGCAAAAGGGUCGGGGAGAUUGCCAAGUAUAAAGACUUAACGACUGACGAGGAACGAUUCGCCUUGGAAAAAGAGGUGUAUUUUCUGUGACGUGAUGUCGUUAAAAUUUUGAGGAAAGUUCAAAUCAUUUAUAGUUUUAGUUGGGAAAAUAGUGAAACAACAUGGUUUAUUUUAAGACGUGUAUAUUUGAUAUUGGUUCAGUCAGCAAAAAUUCAGUCACCUUUGUGUCUUCGACAUUAGACUUUUCUAUGCUGAAUUUAAUAUUUGGCUCGACAUAACUACUUUAUUAUGACAAAUUCAUAUGUGUGUCUUUCGAUUUUAGAAUUUUUGUAUCAGUGUAACGGGCAAGGUAAAAUCUCGCUUUAAUUCAACUACUUUACCAUGUGCAAACGAUCAACCAACGCAGCUUCGAGGACAGGCUCUCUUAUUAUUGCUCACUACAUAUAACAUUUGUUACUACUUGAAAACUAAAUGACAAAUAAACAUUCGUUUUCA
Haliotis rubra (blacklip abalone) is the source of this 1797-nucleotide messenger RNA. RefSeq names its product glutamine synthetase-like. Gene Ontology annotation, cellular component: cytoplasm; membrane. NCBI's taxonomy places the organism in Eukaryota, Metazoa, Mollusca, Gastropoda, Lepetellida, Haliotidae. The record is from RefSeq and is a predicted model, not a curated record. Gene Ontology annotation, molecular function: glutamine synthetase activity. The transcript is spliced from 2 exons. Bases 67 to 1392 code for a protein of 441 amino acids.